Molecule: messenger RNA, 1824 nt
Organism: Saitoella complicata NRRL Y-17804
Lineage: Eukaryota; Fungi; Ascomycota; Saitoellomycetes; Saitoellales; Saitoellaceae
Product: kinesin-domain-containing protein
Exons: 2
Coding region: 158-1717 (519 amino acids)
Biological process (GO): mitotic spindle organization; microtubule-based movement
Molecular function (GO): ATP binding; microtubule motor activity; microtubule binding
Source: RefSeq, a predicted model, not a curated record
CCAGGCUGAACACCAGCAAACACCUCCGAGGUCCUAAUCAAGCCGUCAGCUGUCGCGUUCGUAGCAUACAGUCGUUCAAGACUACAUCACUCUCUUGAAGCCGUCGCUCUACCGUUUGCCGUGCGUCCCCUUCGAUAACACCUCGAUACCCACAACAAUGUCCGGCCAAACACCGGCUAACGUUCGCGUUUUCGUGCGUGCCCGUCCUUUAAAUACGCGAGAGCUCGAACGUGGAGCAAAAUGUCUUCUCCGUAUGGAUCCCGAAACCGAAACCACGCAUAUAUCCCGCCCAGACGACGCGGAUAAAGGCGCAGCACGGUCAUCGAAGCGCGCUGCACCUGGAGAAGAGAUCAAAUCUUUCGUUUUCGAUAAAUCCUUCUGGUCCGUCAACCCAGGCGACGAGCACUUCAUCAACCAGGACGGCGUUUACAAGCACGCCGGAAAGGAUUUCCUUGACCAUGCUAUGGACGGGUACAACUGCUGUAUCUUUGCAUAUGGACAGACUGGAUCAGGUAAAAGUCACACGAUGAUGGGAAAUCACACAGAACCUGGCUUGAUCCCUCGCCUCUGUGGUGACCUCUUUGCCCGCAUCGGGAAGCUUACCAACAAAGGCCGCAAGUUCAAGAUCGAGGUCUCCUACUUUGAAGUUUACAAUGAGAUGGUCCGCGAUCUUCUCAAGCCAGCUUCGAAACACAAUCUUCGUGUCCGCGAGGACCCUACGAAAGGGCCCUAUGUCGAGGAUCUUACGGAGUUGACCGCGGAUACUUUCGAUGAUGUUCUUCGCUUCAUGGAAAUGGGAUCCAAAACGCGUACGACGGCACCAACGAACAUGAACGACGCGUCGUCUCGGUCGCAUGCUGUUUUCACGCUCUCUAUCGCCCAAUUGUCCGGUUCUGGCUCCGCUAUCACUGAGAAAAACUCCCGGUUCCGUCUCGUGGAUCUUGCCGGGUCCGAGCGUGUCGCCCUUACUGGUGCAGUGGCAGGAGGCACUCGCUUCCGUGAAGGUGCAAACAUUAACAAAUCACUCACUACGCUCGGACGUGUCAUUGCUGGACUUGCUGAGGAUGCAAAGGGCGCCGUCAUCCCUUAUCGCGACUCGGUUCUUACGUGGUUGCUGAAGGACUCGUUGGGUGGCAAUUCAAGGACGGCGAUGAUUGCCUGUGUUUCCCCUUCCGACUACGAAGAAGGACUGUCGACACUCCGUUACGCAGACCAAGCCAAGCGCAUUCAGACCCGCGCCGUCGUCAACGUCGUCGAAAACGAAAACUCGCGACUUCAGAAGGAAAUAGCCAUGCUCAAAGUCCAACUCCUCCGCGCCUCAUCUGCCAUCGACGAAUCAUCCAUCUCAACAUCAAACUCCGACCUCGAACAAAGAGUCACAACCCUCGAAGCCGAGAACGAGCAUCUCCGCCAGAUGACCAACCUCCAGAAGCGCGAGUUAGACGCCGAGAUCAGGAAAGCCAAGAUCGAGAAAGCUUCGUUGCGUAUGCAGUUACGCUUGGCGAUUGAUUCGUUCAGAAAACCGAUUACGUUGCCGCCGUUGAUGAGUGAUGAUGGAAGUAAUAGUAGUGAUAGCGAGGAUGAGUUGCCUACGCCGCCGGUGGUGGAGUUGAGGACAGAUUUGAGUUCACUGAGACAGUUUCAGCAAUCAGUCAAGAAAGACAUUGGCUCAUGGAACUUGAGGAUGAGGGAGGGAGCUAUGAGGUGGCUCAAGUGAUGUUUGUCCGAAGAACUGUGGACUCUGUGGUGCGGAUAUGGCGUUUGAUUGUGGUUUUGGGGACAUUACUUUGGCGGACGCUUUUCUUAUAUGGCGUUAUUCCUGGG